Molecule: messenger RNA, 1965 nt
Organism: Durusdinium trenchii
Lineage: Eukaryota; Dinophyceae; Suessiales; Symbiodiniaceae
Source: the annotation of a GenBank genome assembly
AAACAUCCCGCAAAAACGGCUCCCAGAACGGCUUCUGAAACAAAGCAGCCGCGCCACACGUUUGGUCGUGCGAAUUGGCACACAAAAGGUAAAUGAAGAAAUGCGCGCGGAAUUGAUUUGGGAAAUGUGAUGCUGUUAGUUUUGAGUGUGCAAUGUUUUUGACUUUUAAAGUUGUUCCACACUUCAAGUUUUUUGCACAAAUGGUUGUUGUUUAUUUUUUGUAUUGCUAAGCACUAUACAACUUAGAUUUGGCUAGGUACCUCAUUUUCCUCCGUAAGCUGAAUGUGUCAAAAUGUCUGGUAAGCGACCACGGGCAUUGUGUGCACUUAACGUUCUUGCAGCCGCUGGGUCGUGAUGACAAUGCCAACGCUUUGGAAAAGCAUGUGGGGUAGGUGCCAAGCACUUUGAACAAGGGCAUGUCAUGAUAAGCACCUCAUCACUCCGCCUUUUGGUGCGGCAAUGGCAGCUGAGUCUUUCAGGCAUGUGGUCUCGCUUGGGUGUCGAUGUUCGCAAGCUUCGGUGUACAGAGACUUUGGGCAAAGGCGUUAUGCAUGUCCCUUUGAUUGGAUUUUCAGCUCUGCGAAGAUGGUGGCCCAUUGCCUGCAAAAUGAUUUCAAGGACUUCUUGGACCGGCACCAGUAUUUUGAAAAUGCCGCUGUUUUUGACGCCGUUGGCUUGAAACCUGGAUCUGCCCCACGCGAACGGAAACUCAUUGGGCAUCAACUCUAUUCAACAAUGACUGGUGGUGUGGGUCGGGGGACCAUCUUCAAUCAUCGAGACCCAUUGCACAAUGAUGAGGACUACCUUCACAUGGUCCGGUGUGUGGAGCGAUUCCGCUUGGUUUUGGCUUCAGAGGAGCGGAAGCUCUUCGUGAUGCUCAAUUUGAACAAGCAGUUGUGGCUGGAACAAGACCUUUUGACUCUCUUUGAGGAGCUUCGCAAACACACGACAAAUUUCUUGUUUCUUGUGGUCGAUUGCAGCUGGAAGAACCUGGGAGAAUCUUCGGAUCCGCAACUCUUGAAUGAGAUAGAGGAUCCUGAAAGUCAUGCCCGCUUGGUGAUGUACAGGUUGCCAUGUGCAGGCGACAACACAGGGUCCUACUUCCACAAUGAAGCAGAUGCCCAAGGUGUUAAAUCACUUUUAUUGGAGCCAUUCCGUUUCGACCUGGCAAUUGACCCGCUCGACCAAUCUCAGACGGAGUUGCCAGACGCAACGCAGGGUUACACGAGAAGGUCGGCAGUGACAUUGUUGGCUGGACUUGUCAAUUAAUCGAAGGAGUUUUAGGAAAUUGACAUCGUUGCUUGGAAGUUUGCUGUUUGCAGUUAUGGCUCCUUGCCGGUUGCAGGUUCCUUCUUUUAAUUGAUCCCGUGGAAUCUCAGUUUAGCCUGUUGCAAGCUUUUAGAGAGAACAUGUUUAGCUUUUUCACUCCAUGUUUUUGUGCUUCCAUGUUUGGGCAACAGAAGCUGGAAUUGGGCAUGCAAGGUGCACCUGACAAUACGAGUUGCUCAGCGUUUCUUGACUUGCUAGGCGUCGGUGGGGUGCAAAGAAGCAGCAGGCGUAAGCUGCAGCGACUUCGAAACGCUGAAGGCACUUUGUUCACGUGUGAGAUCGUUCGAGCACCUCUGCCGGUCGAGGACCAUCUGAGGUGCGCUUUCUGUUGAUGGGCUUUGAUGGAAAGGGAGCUUGAUGGAUGACCAAGGACUAGAGGCUCAACAAGAAAAGAGAAAGGAUGAAAGAAAGGUCUAACAGGUCCAAAGAAAGAUGGACAAUAAAUAGAGACAGAAAAGAAGGAGCAACCAUAGCAUGCCUGGCCCUUUGCCAGUUGCACCUUUGCUGCAUGUCAUAAGCCACAUGCUGACUCAACAUACGCUCGCAAAAAGUUUUGAACGCAGAGAAGUAUCGGAAUGUGCAACUUUUGUUCGACUAGGAGGACUGGAGUAGUUUGAUUUGAUAUGUUUAGAUUUC